ACUCGACCGGUCCAACCGGUCAACCUAAAAACACAAUUUUUUCAAUUUUUGACGAUAUGUUCGAUGAGCUAUUGCAGAUUCUGACUUCUGCUGCUGCUUCUGCUCAGUGGAGGCAGGAAAAGAAGAGGAGCGGUGGAGGAGAUGAGGCAGAUGAGGACGCCAUGAUCGACGGAGGAGAUGAGGAGGAGGUGCUCGGCGGAGGAGAUGAGGCAAAUGAAGAUGCCGUGAUUGACGGAGGAGAUGAGGAGGAGGAGGUGCUCGACGGAGGAGAUGAGGUAGAUGAGAAUGAUCUGUUGAUUUUUUUCUGUUUUUCUGUGUUGCUCAGUAGAGGAGAUGAGUGAUGAGGACGAUCGGCUGGACGCUGAGUUGUGUUGCCGCCGACGGAGGUGGCUGAGAUCUGGAGCUCGUCGAUGGUUCCUUCUUUUUCUCACUCCUUUCUUUUGUUCUGGGUUUUACAAUUUGCAGAGAGUUUUCUUUAUUUCUCCAUGACUAGAUGAGGCUGUGACUGCUGGUGAGAUCUUGACGGAAGUGGAGCAGGGAGAUCAGGCCGCUCUGUCGGAGGUGAUGAGGUGGUGACUGCUGUGGUGAGAUGCCGAUGAACUCACGGGAGAUGGAGCAGGGAUGAGGCAGAGGGAUGGCCCGGCGGGUGGGACGGGUUGGGAGUUUGGAGCGGGUCUGGCGAGUCUGGCGGGCUAACGCGGGCCAACUUGCAAAACGGGCCAAUGCAUGAAACUGGCCCGUUUUUAAGCCCGGGUCCGGUUCAACCGGUUCAACCGACCGGGCCGGGCCGGGUUUUAAAACAAUG
Molecule: messenger RNA, 805 nt
Organism: Rubroshorea leprosula
Lineage: Eukaryota; Viridiplantae; Streptophyta; Magnoliopsida; Malvales; Dipterocarpaceae
Source: the annotation of a GenBank genome assembly